AAUUCAGCUACAAAUGUAACAAAAAUAACGAUGACUGGUUGAGUCUCAAACCCUCCAGCUUCGUGACCCCAUGUGCGGAACUGGUGCUGCAGCCUCGAUUCAGCAGGGACGGGAGUUCCAGGCUCUGAAUCCCCAGCUGUACGGCUCGGUCUGAGAUCUCCGGACACAUGGUGCUGAGGUCCCUUCAGAUGGGCUGUUAGCACCAAUGGGCCUCACUGAAGGGAUUCUCAGGAGAAACCGGCACCUCCUGACUCUGAAUGUCAACCUGGCUGUGGGAAUGUCCCUGCAAAUUCAGAAAUUUCUCUGCAUCUGAACACAGACUGGGAGGCUGGCACAGAGCUGGGCUCCCUUUGUGACAGACUAAGCUAUGAUGACAGGGAAGAUUCCCUUGUUCUCCCCUGGCUCCACAGUCAGCUCUGCUCUGCCCGGCUACGUCGCUCUCUGCCUCGCUCUACAGGUUCACAGGCUGGCAUCAGCACAGUUUACAGUGACUGGACCUGACCGUCCAAUUACUGCCCCCCUAGGUGGGGAGGCCAUCUUGCCCUGCCACCUCUCCCCCAGGAUGAGCGCUGAGAACAUGGAGCUGAGAUGGUUCCGAUCCGAGUUCGCUGUAGUCGUGCACCUGUACCGUGAUGGACAGGAUCAGUAUGGACAUCAGAUGCCGGAAUAUCAAGGAAGAACUGAGCUCUUGAAAGGUGACAUCAAGAAUGGGAGUGUUUCCCUGAGAAUACGUGAUAUCCGACCCUCAGACGAUGGGCAGUACAAAUGUGUUUUUCAGUCCAGUGUCUCUUCUAAAGAUGCUUUUUUGGAACUGCAGGUGGCAGGUUUGGGCUCUGCUCCUGCCAUCUCUGUGGAGGGACAUCAGGACGGAGGGAUCCGGGUUGUGUGUCGAUCAUCCGGAUGGUACCCACAGCCUGAGGCUCAGUGGAGAGAUCUCCAGGGGCAGCUCUUAUCAUCAGCCUCUGAAAAAAUAUUCCAAGAGGCCGAUGGCCUGUUUCAAACAGAGAUUGCCAUUGUUAUAACAGAAGAGUCCAACCAGAAAGUGUCCUGCUGUGUCAGGAACCUCCUUCUCAACCAGGAGAGAGAGUCAGCAAUUUCCAUAGCAGAGCUGUUUUUCCCACGAGUCAAUCCUGGGCUGGUGGCUCUGGGGAUGAUCCUGGCUGUCCUGGCUGUUCUCAUUCCCCUGGCCAGUUACUGCUUCUGGAGGCAGCACAGAGCAAAAGAGACGCUGCGAUCUGAACUGGAGAGCGAGAAAGAGAUGCUGCGAUCUGAUCUGGAGAGCGAGAAAGCGGCACAUCAGGCAGAGAAAGACAAACUCCAGGCUGAGCUCAGGUGGAGAAGCGCCCAAAUCUUCGCAGUGGAUGUGACUCUGGAUCCAGACACGGCAAAUCCCAACCUCAUCCUGUCUGAGGAUCGGAAAUGUGUGAGAUGUGGAGACACACGCCAGGAUCUGCCCAACAACCCUGAGAGAUUUGAUCCUUGUCCCUCUGUCCUGGGUGCUGAGGGGUUCACGGGUGGGAGCUGUUACUGGGAGGUGGAGGUGGGAGACAAGACGAGAUGGGAUCUGGGGGUUUGUAGGGAAUCUGUGAGUAGGAAGGGAUGGGUCACAGCCACACCUGAGGAUGGGUUCUGGGUUGUGUGGCUGAGGGAUGGGGAAUACAAGGCUCUCACCUACCCAUGGACCCCGCUCCGUGUGAAGGUCAGGCCCAGGCGGGUGGGGAUUUUCCUGGACUAUCAGGUGGGCGAGGUCUCGUUUUACAAUGUGACUGACAGGUCCCAUCUCUUCACUUUCACUGGCACCUUCUCCGGGACGCUCCGCCCUUAUUUCUAUGCUGGUGUCAACACUUCGGGUACAAACGCGGCUCCCCUGAAAAUCUGCCCAGUCCCAGCUCAGAAUGGAGGCAAUCUCUGUCCCUGACAGCAACACCUGCAGCACAGUCUGUCCUAUCGCAGCACCGCUGCUCUUCUCGCCCUCCCCUCCCCAAGUGGGGGAGGCCAGUUACUGCCAGUAACUGGACUUUUUGUGCUGACCUGGCGCUGCCAGUUUCCCUUUUCAACUGGUGGUUCCAGUUGAAAACUGGACACCAGGCAACCCCUAACCCUCACCUUUCCCUGCCCCCUGCCCCAGGGGUAGCAGAUGGGGGUGGACGGGGGUGGACUUUUGUCAGAAUUUUGUACCCCUGAGCAGAGUAUCGGAGGCAUAUCACAUGGCAUUGCUAGGACUACUUUUUGUUUUAAACGUGAUGCGUUAUGAACAUUUUCAACGUAAUAAUUCAGUUUUGAAGAUUUAUUCACACUGUGCCAUCCAUGGCAUGUGCCCUAAACUUACCUUGAUUAUUUGAAAAUAAAUACCCUACAAUUAUCUUUUGAUGGAUUCAUUUGUGGUUUUUAUCCAGUCUGCUGGUGUCUAGGUGGCAUGGGCUGCUGAAACUAUUUUUCCUAGACAAUUUUCCCCUAAACUUUCUUUCAGAAAUAUCUGUGUUCCUUUCCCUAUUUUUCACUGACUUACGUGUAAUUACUGUGGUUUCUUAUCCAAUCUUAUUGUGUUAUUAUAUGGGAAAAUAUGUUGGCAAAUAUGUUAACAUACCACAUGGUUUUUACUCUCUGACAAGACAUAAAAAUGUGUUGUCACUCACAAUUUACAGCAUGAAGUGUCAGUAAGAGAUUGCAGGCAAUGUUCAUUUUUAAAUUUCUAACUAUGAAUGGGCUCCCCCAUCAGUUCCUGCAACCCUGGGCUGGCAGAGCUCUUUGUGAAUUAAGCAGCAGGCGGUCUGCCAGGGAACUUCCACCGUGUCUCUUUAUGACUUUUUAUGGUGCCUCACAACAUAGCAGCAGUUACGAGGAGCCCCCUUCCUGCUCCCUGGUUCAGACUUUUAUACUGCUGCUUUCUUCUCAGCGCUGAGCUAGUGACCUCAUCCCUACAGGUGCCAGUGAUCCCCUCUGCCCUUCCAAACCCAAACUGCUCAGUCCUUCCUACUCUAACUGCUCCCGGUGCCCUGGGUGUGCUCAGUGACCAGGGUUCUGGCUUCCAAAGGGCUCAGUUUGUAGUCGCUAAAUGCCCCCUGUCACACGGCCAUGGUUGUGUAAUUGGCAAUAUAGUGAAAAUAACACCAAAUGUAAACUGUUACCUUAUUAUUCAAUUCAGAACCUAGAUCUGCCAGGAUCUGCUCUGGACAGUCAUGUUGAUAUAUAAUUUUACAUGUCUUCUUCUCCCCCUCAUAUGCUGUCAUAGAUCUAAGUGGAAAUUCUUCUAACUCUUUUGAAAAAUCAUCUGUAGCUGUCAGUACAAACUGGUAUCGCUUCUGUGGUACUGGAUAGAGCCCGAUUCAAUCUGCUCCCAGGAAUUUCCAGAGUUUGGCAACCUAUGUGCAAGAACACAGGCUAGAGUUCUCAUUUUAAUCUUUCCUGUGACAUUUUUAUUAUAAUCCCAUAUAUAGUAAGCAAAGUAAAUGUUUUAAUGUGGUUGUGAUGUUCCCCUCUGGUGUUAUCUGGACCAGUGAUAUACUAGGUCACUCCAAUCCUUGACUCUGGGAGCCAGCCUUACCCUGCUCUGCUGUGAGAACCCCCACUCCUGGGCGGUUCAUGCACAGCCUCUGGCAUGUAAACUGCUCCUUGGAUUGUGCAACCAAAUGACACUAGCCAAUAUCUCCAAUCCCAGAUGCAACCCUAGAAAUCUCCGUCUUGCAGUGUCCAGUUAUGCCCACUGGACGCGGAAAGCUUAUAUGAGCUCGUCAAUUUAACAAAGCAAUUGAUAUGUACCAGGCUUAUUAUCCCAAGGGGAGUCUCUGACAUGCUUCAAACCAAAUGCACUGCUUCAGGUAGAACAAACAAACAGAUGUAUUAACUACAAAGAUAAAUUUUAAGUGAUUGUAAAUCAAAGCAUAACAAGUUGGAUUUGGUCAAAUGAAAUAAAAGCAAAAUGCAUUCUAAGCUGAUUUUAACACUUUCAGCGCCCUUACAAACUUAGAUGCUUUUCACCACAGACUGGCUGGUUGCCCUUCAGCCAGGCUCUCCCCUUUGAUCAGCGCUUCAGUCACGUGGUGGUGAUGUCUGUAGAUGGAGGUGGAAGAGAGAGAGGAAGAGCAUGGUAAAUGCCUCUCCCUUUUAUCAUGUUCUUUCUUCCCUCUUGGCUUUGUCCCCCACCUUUCAGGUGAGCAUUACCUCAUCGCAGUCCCAAAGUGACCAAAUGAAGGGAGGUGACUCAAUCCAGAGUCCAACAAAUCCUUUGUUAUUGCCUAGGCCAGUGUCCUUUGUUCCUGUGAGGCUGGGCUGGGUUUGUCCCAUACAUGCCCUGAUGAGGUGUGAACCCCCUCUGCUCUUGGGGAGUUUUUGCAUGGUCUUGCUUUAAGACACGAGGACACAUUUUCAGCCUCAUAAUUAUAUAUACAUGAAAUUACAACCUAUAACAUUACUAUGACAACAAUUACUAUAACAUUACCAUAACAACAGUUCUCAGUAUACCAUGAGCCUUUCAAAGACACCCAACAUGACAAACCUUUCCUUAGAUACCCCACAAUCAUAAGGAUUAACAUGGGAGUGUAGGGUGUUCCCAUGAGGUACAGAACAUCACAGUGGUUUCUAUAAUAGUUGAUGUCUCCAUAUAAUCAGAAUCUAACUUUUGGUGUUUUUCAGAAGUAAAUAAAUACAGGCCAAACUUCUGCAACUGAAAACUUGCAUAAAUACACUGUCAAGUAGGUUAUUAAAUUGGGCCUCUGGUGCAUAUUUUUUAGUCUUUAACUUAAAGGCCAUGAUUUUGUUUUAUUUAUAUAGCUAUUUUCAGUAUGUCACAUUUUGGUGUGUUUACUAGCUUGAGUUGUUAGAAAGGAUGAGAAAAUAAAUGUACUACAAGGGCAGUGUUAAUUUUCUUGUUAUUUGAUUUCAUAUUAAAUAAACAUCUUAAGAUGGGCACCUUAA
Molecule: messenger RNA, 4914 nt
Organism: Malaclemys terrapin pileata
Lineage: Eukaryota; Metazoa; Chordata; Testudines; Emydidae
Product: butyrophilin subfamily 1 member A1-like
Exons: 12
Coding region: 368-1918 (516 amino acids)
Biological process (GO): regulation of cytokine production; T cell receptor signaling pathway
Cellular component (GO): external side of plasma membrane
Molecular function (GO): signaling receptor binding
Source: RefSeq, a predicted model, not a curated record